GCAGAGUAUAAAAUAUAAACAGUAUUUAUUGCAGCCUUAGUUUUACACAAGAUGUUACAUUGACAAUAAUUUUGUUAAUUUUCAAAGGCUUUUGGACAUUUAAAAACUCCGACGGAAAAUGGCUUGGCGAGGGCGAUAUAUUUUAUUGAUCUUCGAUUGUAUGUUAGUGGUGGGGAUAUACUUUUGCACGGAUAUUCCAAGUGCUCUGCAAACACAGAUUGAGUCGCCGCCAAGCGACAACUGCACAGACGAGGGCUCUGCAAACAGCACGUGCUGUAUUGAUUGCCUUGGACUAGGAGCUACCCAAUACAAUUUAUUAUACACAGUGUACUCAUGGACAAGCUCUGUGAUGAUACUUCCGGUUGGUUUUGUUAUUGACCGCAUGGGCAACAGACUUUCUGCUGUUUUAUUUACCGCCAUUGCUACCAGCGGUUCUCUCUUGUUUGCGAUUGGUUCAGUUCCUGGCAUUCGGAAUACUUCAAUCAUGUUUCCUUUAAUGAUGAUUGGUCGACUGUUCAUUGGGGCGGGCACUGGUUCCUCCAGAAUUGUUCGAGACCGUGUGAUAGCAAGUUGGUUUCCGGAUAGACUUGCUCUAGCGUUUGGCAUUGCUGUGUCUACCAUGGGCCUUGGGAGUGUCCUAACCUUUUUGUUAACAUCAAAUAUAGCAAGAUGGAUAGGCUUAGGACCGACGCUUUUUGUUGGUGCUGGUGUAUGUAGCACAUGUUUUAUAUCAGCAUUGUGUCUUGCUUAUCUCGACUGGUAUGGGACAAAGCAUCACAGUGAUACUAAAGUCACAAUUAGACAAAUUUCAGCAGCGAAUAUAACAACAAUUCAAAAGUUGCCACGUUCAUUUUGGUUGAUUAGUAUCAUGAUAGCUACAUACUACAGUUUUCAACUACCGUUUACUGCUAACGGAAGCAAGUUUAUACGUGAGAAGUUUGGGUACGUGAGAACCGACUCUUCAUACAUAAAUGGCGUCGUCUAUGACGUGUCCGUAGUCAUUUCUCCAUUCGUCGGUCUUCUGCUUGAUAAAAUUGGGAACCGCGGUUGGGUAGCAUUCCUAGCAGCCAUGUUAACCAUCCCCAUGGGACCGAUACUUCUGUAUACAGACUUACCUCCACUUCCGGUCUAUAUAUGGAUAGGUGUCAUGUUUACAGCUACUGUUGUUGCUUUAUGGUCUGCUAUUCCUCAUGUUGUCCCCCAUUCAUCAGUAGGGACAGCCAAUGGAAUCGCAUCUUGCAUGCUCGAUUUAACAGUUGGAAGUACCAAUCUUGCCGUUGGUCGAUUAUUGUCAAAAGGAGAAAGCUCAGAAAACGGGGUAAAUGACAACUGGGCUUACGUUUUCCUCCUAAUGUUCGGGUUCGCUACCGUGUGUGCUGUUUGUGGUGUAUUUGUUAACACCAUUUGCAAAGGAAAGACAAAUAAAGUAAACAGAAAACAUCUUGUUGUACGUGAAAAAAGCAAGGAUAUGGUGGAAAAACCAAAGGAAGUCGAAGAACAACAUUCUGAAGAUGUUUAUUCUAUAUUCAAAGACAUAAUCAUUGAAAAUGAGUCAUCGGAUAUGUGGCGAAAAUAUUCGAGCAGGUCAAAAUCACCACACGGAGACGAAACUGCUAAAGAACAAAAAUAUUUCCGUAUAGACCUUGACAGUGACAGUGGUAUAGAUAUAACGAUAACGUUAACGGAAAAGGAAAGUGCUAUUGCAGACGAAAAUAAGUUAAAUCAUUACAUAAAAUUGUUAGAUGAGGUGUACAAACACGUAACAACUAUCUCUGUCGAAAAUGGUUAUACUGACCGGAAUGAAAUUCACAGAUCAAUAUGA
Messenger RNA from Mercenaria mercenaria, 1822 nucleotides. RefSeq names its product major facilitator superfamily domain-containing protein 1-like. NCBI's taxonomy places the organism in Eukaryota, Metazoa, Mollusca, Bivalvia, Venerida, Veneridae. The coding region runs from base 119 to 1822 and encodes 567 amino acids. Gene Ontology annotation, biological process: transmembrane transport. The record is from RefSeq and is a predicted model, not a curated record. The transcript has 12 exons. Gene Ontology annotation, molecular function: transmembrane transporter activity.